CGUCACGGACUGACAGCUGACAAACAAUAUGGCGACUAGGGCUGUAGUAUCCGUCACUUUGCACUUUUCUACUUUGCCCCUAUUUUGGUCCCGCAUUUUUUAUUUUUUUUCCCAAUCGACAUUGUAAAAAAACGUUGGCAAAGCAAUUCAUCGUUCACAGUUGCAAAAUGUAUGUGUUCGCGUUUCAUAAAUCGAUAACAAUGUGAGGAAAGACAAUAUCGUGAAUAAAACUUUUGCAAGAGGAAUGAGUUAAUGUAUGUCACGACGGCGGGACAUCACGUAUUGCAAGGAAAAUUUGAAAAAAUAAACCACUCGCUGUGCGAUAAAAUUUCGGUCAACGAUAAAACUUUUCAUUUUAUCAAAGCAAUAACCAACGAUGGAUAGAAACAAUCGUACUUUGAGACUCUAUUUUGCAACUUGGAACGUUGCAACUAAGUAUCCAGAUGGAGAUCCCUACGAAAUGCUUGGAAUUCAUGAAAAUGGUUCAGACAACUUACCCGAUUUCUUUAUUGUUGGUUUACAGGAAGUUAAAGCCCAACCACAAAAUAUGGUGAUGGAUAUAUUUUUUGAAGAUCCGUGGACCAAGUGUUUCAGGGAAAUCUUGAAAAAGAAGGAUUAUAUUAAAAUUCGUACACAAAAAUUACAGGGACUGGUGUUAAAUAUAUUUUGUCUGAGAAAACACCUAACACACUUGCGUGAGAUAGAGGCUCGUUAUACAAAGACAGGAUUAGGCGGAAUGUGGGGCAAUAAGGGUGCUGUGAGUGUUCGUUUAAACAUUUACGGUGUCAGUAUUUGCAUUAUAAAUACACAUUUGACUCCGCAUGAUCAUCUUCUCGCAGAUCGAAUCUCUGAUUAUAAUACAAUACUACGGGAUCAUGUUUUCAACGUCGCUGAAACUCGCAAUAUUUUAUAUCACGAUUACACUUUUUGGAUCGGUGACUUGAAUUUUCGACUGCAUGGUGAAGAUCUCACUGCGGAGGACAUAGAUUUAUUGGUAAAGAAAAAGCAAUUGGAUCUUUUACUUGCCAGGGAUCAACUUAGAAUGGUAAUAGAAAACGGAGAAGCCUUUGGUGAAUUGACAGAGGCAGAAAUCACAUUCCCGCCUACAUAUAAGUUUGAGUUUGCUUCGCAAAACUACGACCUCAAACGAAGGCCGUCGUGGACGGAUAGAAUAUUGUACAAAGUGAAUGCAGACGUUUAUGAGGAUGUCAAAUUGAAAGCGACUCAACGAAGUUACAAGAGUCACCCUAAUUACGUGCUUUCUGAUCACAAACCCGUGACUGCUGAGUUCGAUAUCACGAUUCGACCAGAAUUUGAAGUUUGCGGAGUGGAAUUUCAGUUUGUGACUCAGUGGUUUGUGAAUGAGGAAAAUUCCGUAUCUUACAAGCUUGCGGGCGACGCCCGUUCGACUAGCGGCGAUUGGAUCGGUUUGUUUCACGAGGGAUUUUCGAGUCUCGACGAUUAUCUCGUUUACGAGUACGUCGGCCACGGCAAAACAAACAUCGGUGUACAAUCCACGGUGGAGCCGCACGCGAUAACUGAGCGAAUAUUUUUCAGCGACACAGCGUUGAGAGCGCCGGGAAUGUAUCGUCUCGUUUACGUGGCACAACGUGGGGAUGGAAUUACGGGAAUUUUGGGGAUGAGUCCUCCGUUUCCGGGUCACAGAAGGCUUAACGAGCGAGCGAGUGAAGCAACCAGCGUUAACUAAUUUUAGGCGAUAUUUAUAGUAUACAAAAACAAACAAAUUAGAAAACAUAAAUCGCUUUAAAAAAAACACCUCGCAAACGUUUGAACGGCUUACGAUCGAGCUUAAAAGCGAUAUAUCGAUGUACUGCGGGCGAGUGAAAUUACUCGAAGGAUACACUUGCGCUUAAACUGCGAAAUCGGAAAAUCUAAGGCUGCUGCUGCAAACACACGACAUUAUGGGAACUUUUUCGUGUUCCUAUGUUUUGAGCUUACUUUAUGUACCUGUUGAUGCAAAUUUCGUACCGAGGAUGAGCAACAUCAAAUUUAUCCACAAACUGACCAUUUCAAUUUAUGUUCAUUCAAAUCUGUAUUAUUUAUUAUUCGAAUAGUUUAUGUACCAGUGAUUUUUUGAAUGGUGUUUUUUUUUUUCUUAAAUUAUCUACGUCCCAGCAUAUUCUUUUACGAAUAAAUUCGAGCGUGAGGGAACGACAAAGCUUGCCUUUGCCAAAGUGGCACUUUUUACCUUUCGUCGUCAAAGUUUGGCGAGUACUUAAUUAAGACAGGGACUUUUGUUAGUAAACAGUUUGAGAAACUGCAGGUUUCGAGAAUUAUUGAUAACAUGUUGUACAUUCGUGGUUCGUGUGACGCGAAAAUUGCUUUUCAUAGGAGAAAAUGCAAAUUGCUUACCUCACCGUGUGAGCCAAUGAUAUCACAUUAUUUUUAUUGUUUUCAUGAGAUUUUUACUAGGGAACAGAACGAACAAAUUAGUAUAUAUUUUUAUUUUAAAUAUAAUACAAUUAUUAAGGGGAAGAAAUGAUAUGGGGAAUCAAAAGUACAUGUAAAUAUAUGCAGACAUGUGUAUAUUUGAUGUAGAUGAAAUUGUACGAAUGGGCUGUGGAAUAAAAGAAAAAUAAUAGUAUUUUCAUACAAA
Messenger RNA from Venturia canescens, 2617 nucleotides. Its product is annotated as inositol polyphosphate 5-phosphatase K-like. The record is from RefSeq and is a predicted model, not a curated record. Gene Ontology annotation, molecular function: phosphatidylinositol-4,5-bisphosphate 5-phosphatase activity. The transcript is spliced from 9 exons. Lineage: Eukaryota; Metazoa; Arthropoda; Insecta; Hymenoptera; Ichneumonidae. Gene Ontology annotation, cellular component: plasma membrane; ruffle; cytoplasm. Gene Ontology annotation, biological process: phosphatidylinositol dephosphorylation. The coding region runs from base 377 to 1708 and encodes 443 amino acids.